AUGCCGGUCAGGGUGGUCGACACCGCCACGCCUUCCUCGCAGCCCUCCCCAGGGCAAGAAGCAAAUACUGGACACCCAUCUCCUCCUAGCUGUUCACUCUUAAGUGCUGGAAGAUCUUUUGCUGGAACUCAGAAUGUUUCAAGUCUGCAGAAGGAUGAAGCAUGGAAAGUGAAUGUCCGCAUCCAUGGUUGCGAUCUUGAACAGGGUUAUCUAUGUGGAACGAUGGAAGCACUUAAUGUUCCAUUAGCAGAUACACCUGUAGUGACAUUUUGGGAGGGGGAGAUAGUGGAUGCUAAAAAUUACACUUUUUUCACUGGCAAGUGGGAGGCAUCACCAGAGGACGAUAUAAGACAUUGGUCCAAGUUCACAUCAUUUACGCCUCUUCUGAGUCAGAUUGAGACAGAUGGUGGCAAGUCUCUGGACUUUAGCAACUAUCCUUAUAUAUUUAUGAGAUGGAAAGAGCAAUAUUUUGUCAAUGUUGGAGCUGACUGUGGGUUAACCAUCGCUGGUUUCUACUACGUCUGCUUUUCUUGUAGCGAUGGCUCCAUUAGUGGAUUUUAUUAUGAUCCAAAUAGCAGUCCAUUUCAGAAGCUCGAAUUGAAGUGUACCAAUGAGAAAAAUUCUGGAUUCACCUUUUCAUCCUAUGAGCUGCAGUGA
Miscanthus lutarioriparius is the source of this 657-nucleotide messenger RNA. NCBI's taxonomy places the organism in Eukaryota, Viridiplantae, Streptophyta, Magnoliopsida, Poales, Poaceae. The record is from the annotation of a GenBank genome assembly.